ACCCUAUUGGUUGAACUCCGAUGUAAGUUUGAUAAGUUUACUUGUCUGAGAUUUACUGUAACUCUCACAGGCGUAACCUUAUCCAACCUAUUCAUGAGAACUUGAGCGAGCCAAGCAUUUCGACCGCCGCCAACUAAAAUUAUUUCAUAUCCCUCUCUUUUAAUUUUCAUUCCUUCCAUCAUCAUCAUCAUGUUGAAGUUCAGUAUAUGUCCCAUCAAAACCCUAACCCAUCUCAACUGCUUACCUUCCCCACAACAAUCACCAUCCUCUCUACAUUUCGAAUCAACCCCAUUCCAAGUCUCCUACCUCAUCAACAAUUUCGAUUUCUCCCCACAAUCCGCUUCCAAACUUUGCUCCACCUACCGUCUUAAUUUCAAAACCACCCAAAAUCCUGACUCUGUUAUCAACUUCUUCACAGACUACGGUUUCUCUAUUUCCCAGUUACGCCACAUCAUUGCCAAGGAACCGUGGCUGCUUUCAUGCAACUUCUCCAAAAGGGUCUUGCCAAAGUUUCUAUUUUUUCUCUCCAAAGGUGCUUCUAUCUCUGACGUUGUUAAUCUUGUCAGCGAGAACCCUAGAAUCUUGCGUCCCAGCUUGGAGAAUCAUAUAGCCCCAACCUAUGAAUUGCUUUAUACAUUCCUGCGAUCAGACCAGGACAUUAUUGCUUCUGCAAUUCAGGCUCCAAAUGUACUCUAUCACCCUCUUGUGUCGCGUAACAUUACAACGCUCAUUGAGAAUGGAGUAGCCCACACAACCAUUGCCAAAAUUCUUCGAAACAGGAACCGGACAUUGCAGGUGCGUGACAUGGUGAGUUUAGUGGAGGAAUUAAAAGAUUUGGGGUUUAAUCCUUCAAAAAUAAGUUUUGGUGCAGCAUUGAUUGCCAAAACAUCGGUACCCAAAACCAGGUGGAACAAAAAAGUUGAUACCUAUAAGAAAUGGGGUUGGUCUGAUCAAGAUGUCAAUGAAGCAUUUAAAAAGCAACCUUAUUGUAUGUUAAGGUCCAUUGACAAGAUUGAUUUAGUCAUGAAUUUCUGGGUAAAUCAAUUGGGCUGGGAUGCUAUGGCCCUUGCCAAACAACCCACGCUUUUUAGCUUAAGUUUGGAAAAAAGGAUCAUUCCAAGGGCCUCGGUUGUGCAAUUUCUUUUGAUGAAUGGUUUGAGAAAUAAGAACGCAAGCUUAACUUCUCCAUUUGUACCGUCUGAGAAGAUGUUUCUUGAUAGGUUUAUAAAACGUUUUGAGAAGAAGUCGUCUUAUCUAUUAAACUUGUACGAGGAGAAACUCAUUGCAGGGACAAAAAUUGCAUCUCAUGAUUAGAUUUUCAGGUAAUUGAAAAUUGAGACAAAUGGAAAGUGAAAGUGUCACAUGCAGCAACACAAAAGCUAAUUCUUCUUCAACAAGUGGAUCCAUCCCUCCUUAUCUAAAUAUCAGUAUUCCAACGCAAGCAGAAUAAAAGCACCUCAAGCUCAAAUACCAACACUACUAGGAAUAAGUGAAGGUAUAAUUCCAGAAGAUACAUAUGUAUAUGUAUUGAAAGAAAGCCUAGUAUACAAAGUUCUAAUGCUUUGUUGUACUUCAUAAAUGGACAAUGGUAAGGCUACGUGUAUCUUUUGUAGCAAAAUUUAUGCAUGUAAUAGUUUUAGGAAUGGAACCAUUAGCAUGAACAAACAAUUGUACUUGGGAAAGAGAGUGAAGAUGACCCUAAUAUCACUGUUAAUUUUAAAUGUGUCAAAUUUAGUGAAGAA
Lathyrus oleraceus (garden pea) is the source of this 1742-nucleotide messenger RNA. RefSeq lists its product as uncharacterized. NCBI's taxonomy places the organism in Eukaryota, Viridiplantae, Streptophyta, Magnoliopsida, Fabales, Fabaceae. The record is from RefSeq and is a predicted model, not a curated record. Gene Ontology annotation, molecular function: double-stranded DNA binding. Gene Ontology annotation, biological process: regulation of DNA-templated transcription. The coding region runs from base 190 to 1314 and encodes 374 amino acids. The transcript has 2 exons.